CGACCCAGCGGCACUAGUUCAGUUCCAUCGUGCCCGCACUUUGACAAGCUAGAAGCACGGCGUGGCAACCGAGAGGGGAGAGAGAGAGACUGCCAUCCACCAGACCCCCUGCAAUUUCAUUGUCCACAACAUUUAUCCCUCAAGCUGACUCGACAUGAAAGGGAACACCUCGUUUUCUCGUUUGUUCUUUUGUGUUUUGUUUUUCUCAACAGGUUUUCUAUUAUUCCCUCAGCAAAUAACAAGCCUGCGGGACCAGUCAGGAGCAAACCUUCCAAUUUGCAAAGAGUCAGAUUACUACUAUGAAUACACAGAGUGUGACAGUGUUGGCUCCAGGUGGAGAGUAGCUGUGCCUCACUCUCCAGGGACCUGCACAGGACUGCCAGACCCAGUCAAAGGCACCGAAUGCUCGUUUUCCUGUGAAGCUGGUCAGUUCUUAGACAUGAAGAACCAAUCAUGCAAAGAAUGUGCUGCUGGUACUUACUCUCUCGGCACUGGCAUUGAAUUCAAUGAGUGGGAUGAGCUACCAUCAGGAUUUGUCAACACAGGAACGGCUCUAGAGUCACCAGACAACGAAUCAACUGAGAAUUGCACCAUGUCAAAAUGGACCCUUAAAGGUGAUUUCGUGGCAUCCAACAGUGAUGAAUGCACAGCCACUCUGAUGUAUGCAGUGAACCUGAAACGAUCAGGCAGCAUCUCGUUUGAAUAUCAAUAUCCAGAUACCAGCAUUUACUUUGAAUUUUUUGUUCAGAAUGACCAAUGUCAAGCAAUGGAUGGUGAAUCAAAAUGGAUAAGAAAAACAGAAAGGAAUGAAUGGGAUCAUCAUUCAGUACAGUUGAAUCGUGGAAAUAAUGUUUUGUACUGGCGAACAACAGGCUUUUCAAUGGGCACGAAAAUGCUAAAGCCUGUUCUCAUCAGGAACAUUUUCAUCACAGGAGUAGCCUAUACAUCAGAAUGUUUUCCAUGUAAACCAGGCACGUUUAAUGCAAAACCUGGAUCCUCUCAUUGUCAUUUAUGUGCAAGAAACACCUAUUCUCCAAGAGCAGCAACUUCAUGUCAAGCAUGUGAAAAAGAUAAAUACUCAGAGCCUGGUUCAGGAACAUGCAAACCACGGUCUCCAUGCUCAGGGAAGGACUAUUUCUCUACACACACACCAUGUGAUGUCGAAGGAAAGACACAGGUAAUGUAUAAAUGGAUUGAACCCAAACUCUGCAGUGAAGAUGCAAAGGGAGCAGUGAAACUUCCUGUGUCGGGAGCCAAGAAGCCAUGUCAACCAUGUAACCCAGGCUUUGUCCAAAUUAAUGGUACUCAUAACUGUGAGCCAUGUCAGUACGGAUUUUACUCAGAUGGAUCUCAAGAAUGUACUAAGUGUCCUGUUGGCACUGAACCAGUAUUGGGAUUUGAAUACAAAUGGUGGAAUACUUUGCCUAAAAAUAUGUUUAGUUCAUGUUUCAGUGGAAUGAAUCAAGACUGUGGAGAAACGCCAGGAUGGGAGGUAGCUGGAGAUCACAUACAUAGUUCGAUUGCAAGUGCUGGCAAUAAUUACUUGUUGCUAAUGAUGAAUGUUCCUGGAUUUAGACCCCCACAGUCAACAGUGGAGAACCUAGACAAUCCAGAAGUUGCUCGGAUCACUUUUAUCUUUGAGACAAUGUGCACUGCAGACUGCGAGUUAUAUUUCUUGGUGGGACCUACUAGAGAAAAUACAAGAUCAGUGGAAGUCUGGAAUGGCUCCAGGGAAAAGCAGUCCUACACAUAUGUGAUUGAAAGAAAUACAUCACUUGUUUUUAUGUGGGCAUUCCAGCGCACUGCUUCAUUUGAACAGAGUCGAGUGUAUUCAUCUGAUGUUGCCAAAAUAUACUCCAUCAACGUGACCAAUGUAAUAGGAGGCGUAUCAUCGUAUUGUGGACCAUGUGCACUGGAAUCGACCUCCUCAGGAUCUUCUUGUGUGUCAUGUUCACCAGGCCAGUACAUAGACAAGGAAUCCAGUAAAUGUCAAGCAUGUCCACCAAGUACCCACCUCAAAGCUCAUCAUCAUUACGGAAAAGAAUCUUGUAUCCCAUGUGGACCCGGCACCCAAAAUAAUUUGAACCACACACUCUGUUACAACAAUUGCACAUUUAUAAUUCACAAAGAGCAUUGGACAUGGCACUAUGACUUCAGUCUUCUCAAUGAAUCCACGUCGAUUACAAGUGGUCCUCGUUUCACUCCAAAAGGAGUGCGAUACUUUCACCAUUUCAACAUUGACCUCUGUGGAAAUCAGGGAAGGAAAUUGGCCUCUUGUGUGGAUAAUGUAACAAGUGAAGGUGUAAUUGAUAAUGAUGAAGGUUUUGCCAGAGCUGUCACGUCCUAUAUCUGCCAAUCUACACUUGUUCCAUCAGAUGUGACAGGAUUUAGGACAAUUAUGUCAGCCCAUCCCAUCAAUUUAGCGGAUCACUUGAUUGGAGUGACCACUCAAACCACACUGGAUAAUAUCACUGCUGACCCUGAUCUGUUUCCUAUUGAGAAAGACAGAACACUACCCGAUAUAAUCUUUUUUUAUAGGUCUACUGAGUCAACACAGACUUGCAAAAAUGGAAGAGCAUCCACAGUAAGAUUGAGAUGCAGUCCUGAAAAUGUCGGCUCAGGAGUCAUUUCAGUGCCAAGAAAAUGCCAAGAAGGAACGUGUGAUGGGUGUACAUUCCACUUCCUGUGGGAAACAGCAGAGGCCUGUCCUAUUUGUUCAAAAAGUGAUUACCAUGAGAUAAUCGGAGCAUGCAUUAGUGGAAUUCAGAAAACUACUUAUGUAUGGUCAGAGCCAAAACUAUGUAAAGAAGGUGUUGCAUUGCCAAAUGAAAAAGUAGUAACUUGCAAGACAAUGGACUUCUUCUUGAAGAUUGGAAUAAUCGCAGGGACAAUUACAGCCUGCUUAUUAAUCACCACAACGUGCUACUUUUAUAAGAAAAAUCAGAAGUUAGAGUACAAGUACUCCAAACUGGUGAUGAAUGCCAAUGCAAAGGAUGGUGAACUGCCAGCAGUUGAUAGCUGUGCUAUAAUGGAAGGUGAAGAUCUGGAAGAUGAUUUGAUUUUUAUGAGCAAGAAAUCAUUGUUCGGAAAGAUAAAGUCGAUUACUACUAAGAGAACCCCAGAUGGUUUUGACUGUGUCCCAUUGAAAUCUUCCUCUGGAUCAGCAGAUAUGGACAUGUAACAUGAUCUUUUGUGUGCACUACUUUGUAAACUAGCUCACUGAAGUGGCCUUUUUGAGACCUGUUUGACCUAAAAACAGUUUAUUAAACAGAAGUUAUCAUUAGAAUGUAAAAUAUAAAUGAGGAUCAUUUUGUAUAAAUGGUACAAACAUUGCCUCAUGAUAGCUUUGCUAAUGUAUUAUUUUAUGUAUGACACAGUUUAAUUAAAAGGAUUAAUUUAUGUUAAAUCUUUAAAGGGACAAGGGGAUUGAUGACAAUCAAAAAUACAUAUUAUGGAACCACUAAAAUGGAUUCUUGUUUGCCUCAAAAUCAGAAAUUAGGAAGUGGUUGAUUUUAAUACAGCCUCCAGUUAUUUGUAGAGUAAUGAAACUUAAAAGAUACAUCAGCUUCAAGACAUCAUCACUACAUCAUGAAAAUACUGCAACUUCAAGUAAUGUUAUUUUGUUACAAACAUCUGGAAGCCACCAAUGAGUCAAAUAGUGUCUGGCUUCCAGUCUGAUCACAGUCAGAAUAGGCUUUAAUUACAAGUGCUGUUAAUUCUCUUCCUUCGCCUUCAGAAGAUCUUUUAACACAAACCAGCCUGCCUCUGCAUUCUAGUGUACCAGCUCUGUGUUUUCCAUGCUGUGCAUCAAUGCUUGUACAACAUUGCUCAUCCUUCUUGUGAAACAAACCCAAAUGGCACAGUGUUAGCACUGCAGCUGCCAUAAUGUCAAACAUUUCCAGUGGGAGUAAAUCCUAAUGCCCCGUUUUUCAAGAUGUUUGACUACUUCAUAAAACAAAAUGUCAGUAUUUAACCAAUUUUGAACAUCAGUAGCAAUGUAACAGAGCAGCAGUCAGUUGUGUUUCUGAUGGUAAGAUUUUCAGAAAGUUAUUACUAGACAUUGAAUUUUUAAAAUCCUUUAAAAAUGGGGUUUAUUUAUCCUCAGAGUUUCUUCCCAGAGCUAUCCCUAAUGAAUUAUCCCAUUAAGGCCCUUAUAUUAUCACUUAUUUUUCAUCCAUAUUUCAAAGCAAGUUGACUUUGUAUUUCCUGUUUUUUUUGGACACAAUAAAGGGAAAAAUGAGUGCGGUACAAUAAAAAUCUUGAAAUGCAGUCAUGAAGAUCCUAUUCUGACAGUGAUUCAAUCAAAACUUCUUUUAUCUUAAAUGAAAUUUGGGUUCAUAACUGUGCUAUUUCAUUGCAUGGAAAUGUUUUGCAUGUAGAAUUCUUUUUUUACUUUUUAAAAUUAAUAAUGAUGUUAGAUGGUCCAGUGAAUUCAGCAAUGCCCAAGAUUACUGCAGGGGAAUUCUUUUUAUAUAAGUAGAUUGCUUCUAACCUGAUGUGUCACAGACUUUGAGUGCAAAUCCAUUUUGAUGUGCAUCAGCAAUUGCGUACUUUUCCUGAAGGCAUUUUAAAAUUCAUCAGGGUGAAGCAAUGAUGAUUAUAUGGCCAGUAUAUUAUUUUAUAAAAUUGUCAGAGUUGUGUUGAGCGCAAUUCAAAUCUGCCUUUAGCGUUAUUCAAACAGCUAAUUUGUUUUUAAAUUAUUCAUCACAAGAAGUCUGGAACUUUUCACUCCAGUUGUGUUGGCUUUUCACAGUCAGUGAUAAGAUCUGAUUUUGGGGGGCUAGGAUAGUAUAUCCAACCUAUAAGGAUCUUACAUGUUGGGUCAGAUGUGUGUUCUUGCCAGCAACACAUCAAUUCAGCUGUUGAUAUUAACAAUGUAAAUAGUGAAUAGAUAAAUCCAGAUCUCAGUCCGUACAGUAGCUACUUACAUUUCUGCCAUUAUCUGACUAGGGCACAUUAAUUUUGAACUGGGAAACCUUGUCUCCCAAAUAUAGGAGUAUAUGCUCCCGUCACUUUUUCUAAUUUUUAACCAGUUCAAAAUUUGUCAGACAUCAUUGGUUUACAUUACCAACUGUCUGCGAAUCUAUCAGUUUAAUCUGCAAUUCUUUGUAGCAUAAAGACCAGCAACUUAUUGAUCUGCUUAAUUGACCUGCCAGUUAACCAUUGAAAGAUGGGGGAAGAUCCCUGCAGAGAGGAAGAAGAAUAAACCAACAAAACAUUCACACUCAUGAUUGCACAUACCUUCUGUAACCAGCACAUAAAUCUCCUCUUGAUUUAAACUCUUCAAGUUUCCGGCUGUUGAAAAGAUCACAGGACCAAAACCUUUUCCUAUUAUGGAUGCCAACACGUUUGUGGAGUCUAGAUUAGAGCGGUGCUGGAAAAGCACAGCAGGUCAGACAGCAUCCAAGGAGCAGGAAAAUCGAGGCCUCAUUCCUGAUGAAGAGAUUUUGCCUGAAACAUCAAUUUUCCUGCUCCUCAGAUGCUGCCUGAACUGCUGUGCUUUUCCAGCACCACUCUAAUCUAGACCUUGAUUUCCAGCAUCUGCAGUCCUCACUUUUGCCUAACAUGUUUGCAGAGUCAGGUGUUUGUGUUCUCCCAAACUAAACUGAGAGCAAAAUCAAUUAUGUUGUAAACAAUUGUACUUGCUUAACAUUUCAGUAUGUGCCUUAUACAUCCUCGUACCUUCCCAUUCAGACAAUAUUUAUCUUGUUUCAGUUCUUCUCCAACAUCAUGUCCCCGUCAUGAGAAUAGGCAAGUGACUUUAUGACAACCUGUUUGGAUAUGCCUAAAAGUUUAAAGUUGUGCUGAGAUAUUCGUUCCAUUCUUUGACACAAUCUUUCACUCAUAAUAACCAACAGAAAUUGGGAAGCCACUUUGUGUUGAACUAGAAUACAAAUCCACACGUGCAUUCUGUGCAAAGUUUUAAGAUAUUUGUUUGCUAAUUUUGAUUCCUUCUAAAAAUUCAAAGUUUAUUAAGUCAAUGAAUCUAAAUAUUAAAUUUGUUGUCUGUAGUUAAGAAGUUGUAUCAAAUUAGAUUUGUAUCAUACCAAUCUGGAGCAGCAUUGCUGUCAGAAGUUGUUCAUUGGAGUACCUAAAAAUAGGAGAUGGACCCAACAAAAGGGGAAAUGCAAUAGAAAGAAAAUGGAAUUUCUACACAGUUCCAGUGUAACUUUGCCAACAAAACUGCACAAUGUUAUGACUGGAUCUCAAAUUGUACUAUGUGAAAAUUCCAAAGCUAAAAUUUAGCUUUGAAGGUUUUUAAUGAUGUAAUUUUAUUGUGGGAUUAGUUACAUUUCACAGGUACCUACAUUGAUUUGCUACUGUGUUUUGUAGAUCUAUGUUGCAGAUUAUUGACAUUUUCAAUCAGUUAGCAUAUCUAUUGCCUGGCAGAAAUACAAAUUAACCCCAAAGGAAUUGUUAGUAAUCUUCAGAAAGGAGCACUCAGUUUAUAUGAUAUUUAUCUUAUCAUCAUUUUCAUGCUGAAUUUUUUUAUAAUAAAUGUGUUGGAGGCGAUAUUGAAAUAGGCAACUAGUAAAUGGUGCAUGAACAUUCAAGCAUUUAUCUGUUAGCAAUGCAACAAGCAAUUCCCAGCAUCAUAGAUAAUUUUAAAAAGUCUGUAUUUUAAUCCACAUUAUGACCUUCAAAAAUUGAGCCAGUUAUGAAGGACUUCAUAUGAGUCAUUUAAAAUAAAGCUCUUUUAAGCUCAAGCUUUAUAAUUAGAUUUCUGAUUCGCACAUGCAGAAAAUUAUGCUUUUGGCUUCAGCCGGUUUCAAUAUUAAGUCAGCCUGCUUCGUAUUUUUCUACCUUGAGUGUGAAAGUGAGUUUUGCAGGGAACACAGGAUACUGUACAAAACAAUCAGCAUAUUUUUAACCCAAACUUGUUUUAAUAAAAGAAAUGCACUGUGAUUUAGUAUCUCUUCUGAUGUUUUAGUGGGAAAGGGGAGCUGGAAUUGUGAAGUUAAUUUGAAAUUUCUAUCUCAAGUAUUAGUGUUGGCCUGAAGUGGUUUGAGGUUUUAAAAUAUUGUGAUUUAUAAAUGUAUUUACUCCAAAGGUAAACAAAUAUUUGUUCUUUAAAUACAGUCUGUAUCUUUUUAAAUCAUUAGAAAA
This is a messenger RNA of Hemiscyllium ocellatum (epaulette shark), 7107 nucleotides long. It is a transcript of the gene elapor1, whose product is annotated as endosome-lysosome associated apoptosis and autophagy regulator 1. Gene Ontology annotation, cellular component: lysosome; extracellular exosome; trans-Golgi network. The record is from RefSeq and is a predicted model, not a curated record. The transcript has 22 exons. NCBI's taxonomy places the organism in Eukaryota, Metazoa, Chordata, Chondrichthyes, Orectolobiformes, Hemiscylliidae. The coding region runs from base 155 to 3181 and encodes 1008 amino acids. Gene Ontology annotation, biological process: autophagosome assembly; positive regulation of vacuole organization.